CCUCGGCUGUCAAUCACUGAAUCCUGCCCGGUGAUUACUCUCUACAACCCAGUGAUUGCCGAGUAUUACCGACGGGGGAGAGAACUGUAUGGAAACAAUACAGAUCUCUCUCCUGGCAGCUCCUGCACACUGCUUUGUAUGGCUCUGCAUAGCAGAGCCAUACAAAGCAUGCACAACCUCAUAGUAAAACAGCACACAGUUAACCCUUUGAUCGCCUCACAUGUUAACCCCUUCCUGCCCAGUGCCAUUAGUACAGUGUCUUUUUAUUAGCACUGAUCACUGUAUUGGUGUCACUGGGGAUGUCAGUGACACCAAGUCAGUUCCCCCCCAGUGUCAGAAUGCCCACCGCAGUCCCGCAGUCCUGCUAUAAGUAGCUGA
Molecule: messenger RNA, 378 nt
Organism: Staurois parvus
Lineage: Eukaryota; Metazoa; Chordata; Amphibia; Anura; Ranidae
Source: the annotation of a GenBank genome assembly